Necator americanus (New World hookworm) is the source of this 378-nucleotide messenger RNA. RefSeq lists its product as uncharacterized. The record is from RefSeq and is a predicted model, not a curated record. Lineage: Eukaryota; Metazoa; Nematoda; Chromadorea; Rhabditida; Ancylostomatidae. The transcript has 5 exons. Bases 1 to 378 code for a protein of 125 amino acids.
AUGAGCUCCAAUCAAGAAGCUACGUCUAUUCUUAAGCCUCAUUUUGAUGACUACGUGAAAAAAUUGGAGGAACAUCAUGUUGAAGAGGCAACUGAAUACUAUGAUCCAGAUGCCACCCUUGUGCAUGUCGGUAAUAAAGGAAUUUAUGGAAGAGAAGCAAUUAAGAAGGAGCUCUUGGAAUUCGAUCAGCGCAUGGGUGAAGUAACCAAUAAGUUUACUGGAGUUCAAUAUCAAAAGACGGGCGACUUCCUUAUCAUCUCAGCAAACUACGAGACUAACACCGAGAAGAUGGGAAUGGUCAAGGGAAAAUUCACUCAAAUUUGGCGGAAAUCCAACAACAAAUACUUAAUUUUGCAUGACGAGUUCUCCAUAGAAUAA